This is a messenger RNA of Brassica oleracea var. oleracea, 317 nucleotides long. RefSeq lists its product as uncharacterized. Lineage: Eukaryota; Viridiplantae; Streptophyta; Magnoliopsida; Brassicales; Brassicaceae. The record is from RefSeq and is a predicted model, not a curated record. The annotation marks the transcript as partial. The transcript has a single exon.
AUGUCCGACUUCAGACCUAUAGCAUGUUGCAACGUUAUCUACAAGGUUGUGUCAAGGUUAGUAGCUCGAAGGUUGACGGCUACGUUGCCGGAAGCCAUAGAACUCAAUCAGUGUGCUUUUGUUGAGGGGAGACUGCUCCUGGAAAAUGUUCUAUUGGCUACUGAACUAGUCAAAGACUAUCAGAAGGGGUCUGUCACAUCUCGUUCUGCCAUCAAGUUGGAUAUCUCUAAAGAUUUUGAUACUGUAAGCUGGUCUUUCAUUGAGGAUACCCUGCGAGCAAUGAACUACCCGGAUCUCUUCGUCACAUGGAUAAUGAG